Molecule: messenger RNA, 558 nt
Organism: Didymodactylos carnosus
Lineage: Eukaryota; Metazoa; Rotifera; Eurotatoria; Philodinida; Philodinidae
Source: the annotation of a GenBank genome assembly
AUGAAUUUUGAUCAACACCGAUCUCAUCAUCAUCAUCAUUAUGAUUCAAUUCAAAUAACAAAUCAUAAUGGAGAACAAGAUGAAUAUGUGAACGGAGACGAACAAGAGGACAAACAACAACAAGAAAACUCCUCAUCGCAACAAGAAUCUCGUAUACAACCACUAAAACAUGAAGAUGAAUUAAAAACAAAUGAGAAUGAUGUUAUUCCUACCACAGAUGAAACUAUUGCUACAAUAACACCUUUAGCUAUUUCUAAUUGUGAAGAAUCAAUAAAAGAUGAAACAGUCGCCGAUGAAGUAAAAACAGUCAUAGAUGAAACGACAGCAACAACAACAACAACAACUGACACUCUACCUUCGACAACUACCCUUCCGUCAAUAACCGAAACAACCUCAUCCGAACUACCUCCAACAACAUCGAAUCCAUCUGUUGCUCGAAUUCUUGUUAAACCUGGACAAAUAUUUCGUGUACAAGUUGAUAAUGAAGUGAAAGAAGUGCACGAAGAAGGAAAUUGUACAACAGAACGGACGUCGACCUAUGAUCGUCGAAUGCACUAA